Messenger RNA from Colletes gigas, 2642 nucleotides. Its product is annotated as metabotropic glutamate receptor 4-like. Gene Ontology annotation, biological process: G protein-coupled glutamate receptor signaling pathway; regulation of synaptic transmission, glutamatergic. NCBI's taxonomy places the organism in Eukaryota, Metazoa, Arthropoda, Insecta, Hymenoptera, Colletidae. Gene Ontology annotation, cellular component: membrane. The coding region runs from base 1 to 2634 and encodes 877 amino acids. Gene Ontology annotation, molecular function: group II metabotropic glutamate receptor activity. The record is from RefSeq and is a predicted model, not a curated record. The transcript has 12 exons.
AUGUUCGUCGGUUUCCUGAUACUCUGUGAACGAGCAACGAGCAAAGGCAGCGCGAUGUACGCUUACGCGAACGUGACGGGGGACAUCGUGCUGGGCGGAUUGUUCCCGAUCCAUCGCCGGGGCAGCGACGGAAGUAGCUGCGGCGAGAUCCAGCUCGAGGACGGGAUCCAGCCGCUGGAGGCCAUGCUCUACACCCUUGGACGCGUCAACGACGACCAGAACAUUCUACCGGGCGUACGCCUCGGCGUUCUGGCCUUCGACACCUGCGACAAUCCUAGCUACGCCCUCGAACAGGCGUUCUACUUCGUCAAAGGCUUCAUCGCGCGAGAUAACCAAUUAGCAAGUUCUCCGGAGUAUCUGUGCAACGAUGGAACCGUGCCAAAGUUCAUGAACGGAGGAUUCGAGGAUGUGGUCGCGGUGCUGGGUGCUCAAUCGAGCUCUGUCACCAUUCAGGUGGCCUCGGUGCUGGCGUUGUUCUCGGUUCCGCAGAUCUCCUACAUGGCCACGACGCCUUUCCUGAGCAGCAAGGAGAGGUUUCCUCACUUCUUUCGCACGGUUCCCAGCGACGUGAAUCAGGCCCGCGCCAUGUUGGAAAUUCUACGGCGAUUCGAGUGGUCGUACGCGUCGGUGAUCUACUCUGACUCUGAGUACGGCGACCAUGGCUACGAGACGCUGGCAUCAUUGGCGUCCGAGUACUCCGUUUGUUUCACGGGGCCCCAUCGAAUCAGCGAGGAACGGUUCACUGCUGAGGAUUACGACGACGUGGUCCGCACGAUCGCCGAGAAAACGGAGGUUCGAGUGGUGGUGCUGUUCGCGGAAAAGUCCACGACUCUUCGCGUUUUGGAGGCGGCGCGACGCGUGGGCGUCGGCUCGCGGUUCGUCUGGCUGGGCAGCGACUCGUGGCCGGACCGGAAGGACGCCGACAUCGAGGAAGCUUCCGUGUUGGAGGGAGCACUAGCUGUCCAACCUCUCUACGCGCCGCUCGCGGGUUUCGAUCGCUACUUUACAAACUUGACCUUCGAUCACCGGAAGAUCGAUCCUUGGUUUAGCGAGUUCUGGCAAACUUAUCAUAAUUGCGACAUGGACGACAACCUAUCCCCGAGUUCGAAGCAGUCGAGGAUUCGCUGCACGGAUCCCAGGCUGAGGAUCGAGCGGAGCACCGGGUACAAGCAACGGAGGUUUCUCCACUUCGUUCGAGACGCUGUAUACGCCGUAGCGUAUGCCCUCGACGACGCUCGACGCCAUCUUUGCGGCAAAGAUUACAUCGGGGUUUGCAACGAGAUGCGAGCCCUGGACGGGGAACAUUUCGCUAAAUAUCUAGCCAACGUCUCAUUCCAAGACGAAGCUGGACAAGAAUUCGAGUUCGUGAACGCGGUAGAUGGACCACCCAGGUACUCGAUCCUGAACUAUCGACGAACAGCGAACGGUUCCUACCGUUGGGUGGUCGCUGGGAAUUACACUUUGAACGAGCAAGAUCGAGCAGAACUUCGUCUGGAUCGCGAACGCGUCAGGUUUCGAGGCGAUCGUGGCGAUUUCCCUACUUCAUCGUGCUCUCGACCAUGCGACUCUCGUCGUAUAGUGGUCAGAGCAAAGGAGGAUCCCUGCUGUUGGACGUGUCAGAGUUGCAGUCCCUAUCAGUACAAGAAGGACGAGCAGAGGUGCGAGGAUUGCAAGCUGGGCACCAGACCUACCAAAAACGGAACCAGCUGCGAGCCGAUUCCCGAGCAAUUCGUGGACCACUCGAAUCCCUGGGCCAUCGUCGCGAUGGCGAUCGCCGUUUCCGGAAUGGCGCUGACGACGUUCGUUUGCUGGGUGUUUUGGCGGUAUCGAGAGACACCGAUGAUCAAAGCAUCGGGUCGAGAGCUCUCCUUCUUGCUCUUGCUAGGCACCUUUGGAUGCUUCUCGAUCACGUUUGCAGUCGUGGCGAAACCCAGCGUCGAGAGCUGCGCCGUCGUACGAUUCGGUAUAGGAUUCUGUUACACGCUUUGCUACGCGGCGCUCGCGACGAAGAUCAACAGGAUACACAGAAUAUUCAACGAUCCUGGCUCGAGUCCCCGCAAAAGACGGUACACCAGCCCCAGUUCUCAGCUGACGAUCGCCUCGAUCCUCACGCUCGCUGAAAUCCUCUUCGACGCAGCCUGGUUGCUCAAGCAACCACCUGCAGUGAUCCACUCGUAUCCCAUCAGGGACGCGAACUUGAGGAUUUGCAGGGGCUCCGAGAACGGAUCCUAUGUGACUGGUUUGCUCUAUCCAUUCCUGUUGACUGUGGUUUCCACCUUCUACGCGAUCAAGACCAGAAAGUGUCCCGAGGGGUUCAACGAGACCCGUCGUAUCGCUUUUGCAAACUACGCGACCAUCGUUUUGUGGAUGGCGUUCGUGCCCCUUUACUUGGCCUCGACCAGCAACGUCGUCAGGGUGAUCACGUUGGCGCUCUCUUUAUCCCUGAACGGGCUGGUUCAGCUGCUCUGUCUAUUUCUGCCCAAAGUCUACGUGGUGCUGAUCAAACCGGAAAAGAACACCAGAGAGCUGGUGAUGGCUAGGCACGCUGGAUCCUCUCAUCCCACCGCGACGGCCACGCCGGAACCAACCUCGGUUUCACCGUGCCACGUAACCAGAGCCAACUCGUCCUGUUAAUUACAAUU